AUGGCAGCAUUCAACUGCUUUUUUAUCUCAGCUCUCUUCAUCGCUUUGUCGGUUUCAGGAGGCGAAGCAGCUCGUCAUCUCCUGCAAUUUCCACCUCUACCUUCUAUACCAAAUCUGCCUAAACCAACAUCGCCGCCAUUGCCUUCUAUACCAACACUGCCACAGCCCACAUUGCCAACCUUGCCAACCACUCAACCUUCACUGCCUAAGCCCACUCUACCUCCACUUCCUAGCCUGCCAACCAUGCCUACUCUCCCCAAGGUCACAUUGCCUCCAUUGCCAAGCAUGCCUUCAAUCCCCACUAUACCUACUACAAUUCCAUCUAUCCCCUUCCUCUCCCCUCCUCCCGGAAACUAG
Molecule: messenger RNA, 357 nt
Organism: Dovyalis caffra
Lineage: Eukaryota; Viridiplantae; Streptophyta; Magnoliopsida; Malpighiales; Salicaceae
Source: the annotation of a GenBank genome assembly